GUUUGGUAGAAUUGUUAAAGAUUUUGAAUAUCCAGUUUAUAAUUAUAUUGAUUAUGAAGAAAUUAAACAAGCAAAAGAAGAUAGUAAAAAAUGGUAUAAAGCUAAUCUAUAUUAUAAAUCAUGGAUUGGUGAUUGA
Molecule: messenger RNA, 136 nt
Organism: Racocetra persica
Lineage: Eukaryota; Fungi; Glomeromycota; Glomeromycetes; Diversisporales; Gigasporaceae
Source: the annotation of a GenBank genome assembly